AACCCGGCCCUGGCCCCGGAGGCUUGGGCGCGCGCAGCCAGCCGCGGCCUCACCGGGGAUCCAGGCACGCUCACGGGGGCCGCCGGCGGCGGGACAGGAGGCUGGGCCAGGGGCCUCCGGCCGCUCACCAUGGUCAAGACACGCUGCUCCAAGUUCCUGCAGAAACUCGGCUUCCCCGGCGCGGGCCAUCAGUACGAGCGGCUGGAGAGGGGCGAGUUGGAAACCUUGUUUGAUGAACAAUGUGAGUUGAAAGCCAUCGAGAAGGAGAAGACGGUGGUAGCCCUGCCACCCAAGGAGGCGAGCAAAUGCCGCAGAGAGGAUUUGGCCGAAGCACUUUACGUGGACUUACAGAACGGGCUGUCAGAGUUCUCGGUGACCCAGCGCAGGCUGGUCCAUGGCUGGAACGAGUUCGUCGCUGACAACACUGAACCCGUGUGGAAGAAAUAUCUCGAUCAGUUUAAGAACCCGCUGAUCCUGCUGCUGCUGGCCUCGGCCUUGGUGAGCAUCCUCACGAAGAACUAUGAGGACGCCAUCAGUAUCACCGUGGCCGUGCUGAUCGUGGUCACUGUCGCCUUCAUCCAGGAGUACAGGUCGGAGAAAUCUCUGGAAGAGCUGACCAAGCUGGUACCUCCCGAGUGUAACUGCAUCAGAGAAGGAAAGCUCCAGCACCUGCUGGCACGAGACCUGGUUCCCGGGGACAUCGUGUCUCUCUCCAUCGGAGACCGGAUCCCGGCAGACAUCCGUCUCACUGAGGUGAGGGUCCCAGGCCCUGGUCGGUGGGAUAUGCAGACGCUUAGCUUCUCGGAGGCGGGCAUUCUCUCUCACACACACCCGUGCACACACACGUGUACGCGCACAUGUGCACACAUGCACCAAACAAGCCAGGGAGUUGGCAAACAAGCUGAUUUUAAGCACAAAGCUCCUCAAGUUAUGGACUUAAGCGAUGUUAAAGAUUCCUACGUGAGGAAACAAGAGAUCCCGUUCAGUUCAGAGCAGAAGUGGAUGGCAGUCAAGUGCAGCCCCAAGAAUGAGGGGCAGGAAGACAUCUACUUCAUGAAGGGGGCCUUCGAAGAGGUGGUUCGCUACUGUACCAUGUACAACAACGGGGGCAUCCCCCUGCCGCUGACGCCCCAGCAGAGGUCCCUGUGCCAGCAGGCGGAGAAGAGGAUGGGGUCGCUCGGCCUGCGGGUGCUGGCCUUGGCUUCUGGGCCCGAACUGGGGCAGCUGACCUUCCUGGGCCUCGUGGGAAUCAUCGACCCCCCGCGGGCGGGCGUGAAGGACGCCGUGCAGGUCCUCUCCGAGUCCGGCGUGUCCGUGAAAAUGAUCACGGGGGACGCCCUGGAGACGGCCUUGGCGAUAGGACAGAACAUCGGCCUGUGCAACGGGAAGCUGAGUGCCAUGUCCGGGGAGGAGGUGGAAAGUAUGGAGCCGAGCAAGCUGGCUGACCACGUGGGGAAGGUGUCUGUCUUCUUCAGGACCAGCCCGAAGCACAAACUCAAAAUCAUAAAGGCUUUGCAGGAGUCGGGGGCGAUUGUGGCCAUGACGGGGGAUGGGGUGAACGACGCGGUGGCCCUGAAGGCUGCGGACAUUGGAAUCGCCAUGGGGCAGACGGGGACAGAUGUCAGCAAAGAGGCUGCCAACAUGAUCCUGGUGGACGAUGACUUCUCAGCCAUCAUGAGUGCAGUGGAGGAAGGCAAGGGGAUUUUCCAUAACAUCAAAAACUUCGUCCGAUUUCAGCUGAGCACGAGCAUCGCGGCCUUGAGCCUCAUCGCUCUGUCCACCAUGUGCAACCUGCCCAACCCCCUCAAUGCCAUGCAGAUCCUGUGGAUCAACAUCAUCAUGGACGGGCCGCCAGCACAGAGCUUGGGCGUAGAGCCGGUGGACAAAGACACCCUCCGGCAGCCGCCGAGGAAGGUCAAAGAUAUGAUCCUCAGCAGAGCCCUCAUCCUGAAGAUCCUCCUGUCGGCCUCUGUCAUCAUCAGCGGGACCCUCUUCAUCUUCUGGAAAGAGAUCCCCGAGGACAAGGCCAGCACCCCGCGCACCACGACCAUGACCUUCACCUGUUUUGUGUUCUUUGACCUCUUCAAUGCCCUGACUUGUCGCUCUCAGACCAAGCUGAUAUUCGAGAUCGGCCUCCUCCGGAACCACAUGUUCCUGUACUCGGUGCUCGGGUCCGUCCUAGGGCAGCUGGCCGUGAUUUACGUGCCCCCCCUGCAGAAGGUCUUCCAGACGGAGAACCUGGGGGCGCUCGACUUGUUGCUCUUAACCGGGUUGGCCUCAUCCGUGUUCAUCUUGUCAGAGCUCCUCAAACUCUGUGAGAAAUUCUGCUCCGCGGCCAGGAAAGCCCAGGUCCACCAGGAAGACGUGUAGUGGAGCCCGACCAUGUAGAAGCCCCAGAUAAGCUAUAUUUUUAUGUGACUGCGCCCCGCCCCCGGGCCCUCUUCAGAGAAGGGGUGUUUCUAGGACACGCAGCAUGCGGUUGCUCACCGAGUUCUCCCGGGAGGCCAGCAGGAAGCUCGGCCCAGGCGCAUCCACACGUGCCCCUCGGGCUCUGGGAAGGACUGUGAGGAAGCUGCACAGAAACACCUCGCUAUUUAUUAAAUCACGAUGAUUUUUAUAAACCA
This is a messenger RNA of Myotis lucifugus (little brown bat), 2624 nucleotides long. It is a transcript of the gene ATP2C2, whose product is annotated as ATPase secretory pathway Ca2+ transporting 2. Lineage: Eukaryota; Metazoa; Chordata; Mammalia; Chiroptera; Vespertilionidae. Gene Ontology annotation, biological process: calcium ion transmembrane transport; manganese ion transport; intracellular calcium ion homeostasis. Gene Ontology annotation, cellular component: Golgi membrane; plasma membrane; endoplasmic reticulum. Gene Ontology annotation, molecular function: P-type calcium transporter activity; ATP binding; ATP hydrolysis activity. Bases 130 to 2370 code for a protein of 746 amino acids. The transcript has 19 exons. The record is from RefSeq and is a predicted model, not a curated record.